This is a messenger RNA of Fomitiporia mediterranea MF3/22, 1808 nucleotides long. Its product is annotated as Aldo/keto reductase. Gene Ontology annotation, molecular function: D-arabinose 1-dehydrogenase [NAD(P)+] activity. The transcript is spliced from 10 exons. The coding region runs from base 472 to 1695 and encodes 407 amino acids. Gene Ontology annotation, biological process: dehydro-D-arabinono-1,4-lactone biosynthetic process. Gene Ontology annotation, cellular component: cytosol. Lineage: Eukaryota; Fungi; Basidiomycota; Agaricomycetes; Hymenochaetales; Hymenochaetaceae. The record is from RefSeq and is a predicted model, not a curated record.
CACCACCUCACCAUCGUUCGUCACAAUGUCUGCUCCUCGUGCUCCUCGUGGAUUCAUGAAGCAUUGGUUCGCCAUUGAAGCCAUUCCUCUCUAUGCAAUUAUUGGAAUUGCUAUGGGUGGUGCCGGCUGGUAUCUGACGCGUCUGGCCCGUGGUCCAAACGUUGUCUGGUCCAAGAACAACCAGGAACCGUGGAAUACCAUUCAGCCGAAUCAAAGUACGAAGCUUAUCAAUGUGAAUGAAAAGCUGGAAAAGAAUUGGUCUCGUGACAAGCUGUGAUAGUACUGCCAAUGUAUCUAUUAUCGCGCAAUCGCAUUGAAUUCUAAAUUGUCAUUUCUCUCCUUUUCCUGCGUGAUUUGUGUUCCCCGGCCCGCGAACACGUUUUACUUCCGACUCGGCUUACAAGGCUACGUAGACCUGCUUGAUCUCUUCCACUCACUUCUGUCCGUUUUGUCAGCCCAAUCGCUCUCGACAUGGUUAUGCCACUGGACUCACCACAGCCUACCUUCAUUCUUCCACCUUCCGCAAAUAUCUCAGCCACUCCCGAGGAAGCUCCCGAGGAAGGUUUACUAUUGAGUCGAGUGGGACCCUCUGGCCUUCCCGCUUUAAUUUUCGGUGGCGGAUCUCUAUCAAACCAAUAUAACAAUGACAGCCACUUGGAAAGUCUCAUUCCAUUAAGGACCGUUAGGACCGCUCUCCGAUAUGGAAUAAACGCCUUUGAUACGUCUGCAUAUUAUGGCCCAUCAGAGAUUGUCCUUGGCACCGUCUUGAAGGGCCUGGAACCUGAAUUUCCUCGCGCAUCAUACCAAUUGAUAACAAAAUGCGGCCGGUACGGAACAGACCGAGAGGCGUUUGAUUAUUCUCCGAAGACUAUCCGGCGUAGUGUUGAACGCAGUCUUUCGCGGCUCAAUACGGAUUAUCUUGAUGUUGUAUACCUACACGAUGUUGAAUUCGUCGCUGAAGAGAUUAUGCCUAGAAGAUUGGGCGACCAUAUGGGGGCUCUGGGUACAGAGGCCGAACAAUACGGCUUGAAGGAAGGGCAGGAAGCCAAAAUCUGGGGCGAAGGCGACCAGCGUGUAUUAGGCGCUUACAAAGAACUCCAGAAGCUUCAAUCAGAGGGUGUUAUACGGUGCAUCGGCAUUACUGGCUACCCGCUUCCGACGCUCUUGCGACUCGCGCUUCUUAUUCUUCAUUCGCCACCGUUCAAACCGGUUGAUGUUCUUCUUUCCUAUUCACAGUCGAACUUGCAGAAUUCUGCCUUCGCUGCCUUUGCACCCGCGUUUCGUGAGCGCGCACGCGUCGCUCAGCUAAUCUCAGCAUCGCCGUUUAAUAUGGGUUUACUCACUUCGAAGCCUCCUGUUUGGCACCCCGCACCUCCCGCGCUACGUUCUGCAGUAAAGCAUGCGUAUGAAGUGUGCGAGACAAUUGAUUGGCCCGGAGGACUGGCGGAUGUUGCGUUGGGUUACGCGAUGAAAGAGAAGACCUUACCAGGUGGGGAGGUUCCUGUCGUUAUUGGUCUAAGCAAUCCAGGAGAGGUGCAUGAAGCUAUACGGGUAUGGCGAGAUGUGCAAAACAUUGAUAGUUCAUCUGAUUCGAGAAGGGAAUAUGUGGAGAACACAGUGAUUGGCAUUUUUAAAGAAUCUGGAUACUUUGGUUGGGCAUGGUCUUCACCGCCGUCACCGCCGCAGAAAGACUGACUUCCCGCAGUACAUCAUUAGCUUAGUCGGUUUUUCUACUGGGUCCUUUGGCUUUCUCUUUGUAUAGGGCUAUUCUUGUAGUGCAUCGAAUUGUACGGGAAGUUGGAUGCGUG